Molecule: messenger RNA, 1169 nt
Organism: Trichobilharzia szidati
Lineage: Eukaryota; Metazoa; Platyhelminthes; Trematoda; Strigeidida; Schistosomatidae
Source: the annotation of a GenBank genome assembly
UUGAUCAAGCAUACUGACGACAGUGUAAGUUAUUGUCUUUGGUAUAUAUUGGAGUUAUCUGAUUACAGAUGAUUUAUUUCGCCUUAGUUUUGACCCGGUAAUGUGUCAGCUUUUGGUGAAUCAAUCGGACAGCUAUCACAUUGUUUAUUUACCUUACUGUCAUUUAACAUCAGUUGGGAUAUGCUUUCGUUGCUUGCCACCGAAGUGUAUAGCUUUGCGAAGUAGUCUUGAAAGUGAUACAGAAAAUAAUUUUGUAGUGUGUCAGCAUAGAAUGUAGAUAAUGUAUAGUGGGAAACUACCAUGGCGUAAGGAACUGUUCUGCGGAACAUGGUCGCAAACAGUUAGAAAGGUUUCCAAUCUGCAAAACCCCCACUCAUGUUUUGCGAAGCAAGUGGUGAUAAUAGUCACGGCAGUAAUCUCUGAUAUGUUAUGAAAGGGUUUGGACAUGUGCAUAGCCAUCAGUUCCCUUGACAUACAAGGUCGACUCUAGUGGAAUUCCCGUAUUGGAAAUAAUGUUAAGGGGCGGAAAAAUUUAUUUAAGGAUCAUUUGAUCUCAAGCCUCACUUCACUGGUCCUCAGUAUCAUUUUGACCCGUUUAGUAAAAUACUUUUGAAUACAUAUUGAUACAUAUUUUGUGCUUGUUGGUCUGUUUGCAGAUACUCGUGGAUACCGUGUGGGCUAUAUCCUAUUUAACUGAUGGAGGGAACGAUCAGAUAGAAAUGGUAAUUAAUGCAGAGAUCGUGCCUCACUUGGUCCCGUUGUUGUCACACUCAAGUUUCAAGGUGCAAACCGCUGCACUGCGUGCUGUUGGCAACAUUGUUACGGGUUCGGACCAGCAAACACAAGUUGUUCUGGAUUGUGGAGCUCUGAGUCAUUUUCCUGCUUUGUUAACCCAUCCAAGAGAUAAAAUAAACAAGGAGGCUGUGUGGUUUCUGUCCAAUAUAACUGCAGGAAACCAAAGUCAAGUGCAAGCUGUAAUUGAUCAUGGUCUAGUUCCACUCAUUAUUCAUCAUCUGUCCGAGAGUGAAUUCCUAACACAGAAGGAAGCUGCAUGGGCCAUUUCUAAUUUGACGAUCAAUGGAAAUGCAGAACAGGUAUGUAAAUAUCCGAUUGUCUUAAUAACAAAGUCUCAUGUCAACUACAAACUGAAAGUUCAUUCACUGGAUUGA